Porites lobata is the source of this 38253-nucleotide messenger RNA. NCBI's taxonomy places the organism in Eukaryota, Metazoa, Cnidaria, Anthozoa, Scleractinia, Poritidae. The record is from the annotation of a GenBank genome assembly.
UUUCAUUAAUGGUUGAGUUUAUACGGUGAUGCAGAAAAGUUGGUUGACAUUUAAUGUGUGUGAAAACGUAAAUCUUUCCCGUAUUAUUCCCUGUCUUCUUUGUAGCGUUAAAGAAGGAUAAUGCUGCUUCCCGGCUGCAGGGCUUGCUUCAUAGUUAUUGUGCAGUUGGCAGCUUUCUCAGGUAAGUUGUUAGUCCUUCGUAGAAGGCCGUUGUUGUUCAGUUUAGCAUGAAAACACGCGAUAGCAUGUGAGUUUUACCCGUGCGUUUUUUCUUAGUUUUUCUUUUAUUUAAUUCAUGGACCUGUUAGGAGGUUCUUUCGUUAAGAAUAACCCGCGUUUGGUUUUGUCCUCACCGGUUUUGUUGCAGUGUUUUGAAUUCAAUAUGUUUGUAGUAUGUGCCAUGUUUACUCUGCUGCGGACAAACGUACUCUCAUUUAAGAAUGUCUUACCUUUGAAUAACUUCCUAAACAAGCCUAAGAUGCCUUUCUCGUUGACCGCAAACGUGACUUGGAUCAUUUGCACGAGAAAUUAAAACUGAAAGUGUUUAAGUUAAGCUUGUGAGCUUUGCUCUUUCAAUCCGUCUGUGUUGUGAAGGCAAUUUUCGCGGGAUACAGCUACAAUAGCUAAUUCCCCCUGUUGUUGAGUAAAUGAUAUUCAUAGCUUUGUCUUUUUAAUCAUUAUAAAGGAUAUUCUUUUCCUGAAGGUGAAUGAAUCAAGGUCUUGUUUUCCUUUGGGUUUCUUCCCGUAGACCGCCGUUCAAGGAGCGUUCGGCUUUUUAGUUUUGUUGUUUAGCAGAAACAAAGACGUCAAUGCUGAGUUUAAUCGGGGAAUUAUGCUCUCGUUCUCGCAGUAACGCGCUGCUUUACGCCACAUGUGUUAGUCUUCUUUCUUCAUCUUCCCCGAAACAGAUUUUUUGGUGAAACUUCGCAGGAAAAUUUGGUUUUGAAGUCGCUUUAUAAUGUUAUCAAUGUAUUUCAACUCAAAACAUUAGAAAGAUGAACAGUCGAAACGUUCUGAUUCUGUAGGAAGACUUCAUUAACGUGACGAAUGAGACAAAGGUAGUUUUCUGCCUGUGACAGCAUUUGGCAAUAGACUCAUUUUGGUCUGUCUUAUUUCCUGAUUAUUAUAAUAGCUUCUGGUUCUGCAUGCAGGUUUUUUAAUUUUGCAAAGUUAAUUACAUCCUAUUCAUUUAUGAAGGUGUGAAAAGCGGCAUUGAGUUCUUUGUGCGUGUUCAAUCACCAGUGUCCCGUCAUUUAAAAUUUCGAAAACGCGCGUGUAAUUCAUCAAAGAUCAUCAUCAACCGUUUAUAAAUUUCAACUUUAUUGAUAAGUGCAGUGAUUCAAAACCUCGCUAGAGGCUAUCCUAAUUCCAAAACCGUGGUAUCACACUAAACUUGUGUUGUGUGAAACCUUUUUCCAUAAUUACCAUUCAUAGUUAAGUUUUGAUUACAAAAGAAACGGAAAUGAUUCAUAGUUAGUCUGUAACACCCUGACACCCUUCCUCACUCUAGAUUAAUCGUUAGUUUCUAGUUGUUCUCGUUAAAAUCUUAUCUAUAAUUUUGUCACCUUCUGAACUCCUUUAUUUUCAGUAUAGUAAAACUGGAUUUAACUGAGGACGAAUUUUAGAAUUGUUGUAAUUCACCGUGGCCCGGGCCUGCUGGGUAGGCCCUCAGGAAAUAUUUUUUUGGGAUAAUUCCUUAAAACCCGGAAAAAAAAUUAACUGUCGAAAAAUGCAGGGCUGGCAUCUGGAACAAGUCAGUUUGGUAACUGUAAGUGGAAAACUGGACAAUUGACAUUUGUUUGGAUUUAACCCUGUUGUAGCUCGUUGUGGCCGGCAGGUUUUUUGCUUGUUCAAGUAAAAUGCAUCUUCUUACGAUAAAUUAUUUUUGGCUGUGUGUGAAUGAACAUCAUUGUUUAUAUAGUUUAGUUACAUACCCAGGAAUGUGCAAAUCCUGUUGAUUUGUCAUUUUGAUUUCGUUCAAGAAAAUGAUAGUUAUACUCUUGGACUGUGUUGCUAUGAAGAGCAUAGUGCUUGCAUGUGUUUUACCAGGAGUACAGUCAAAAAUUGUAAAUAAGCUAUGACUUAAAUUACACAAAAAGCUUAUCUAUGAUGCCAAGUAAUGCUCGUCCAAGCACACUGUAAUGAUUGUUUAGGAAAAUAAUAACCCUGAUAACAGACCACAGGCAUUGUUUUUCUCUAUAUUUAUUGUUUGAAGUGCAAGUUCAAGUUUAUUUACAUAAUUCAAAUUUUAUCAAAGUUUGCACAGAUAAUGGGAACAUAGGCAACAUCAUCAGUUACAGUAGUUUUUGCCCUGCUGAUAUCAGUGCUUUAUUCAGACUGUGUUGAUAAACCAAUGAUAUUCUGCCUAAUGUAGUGUCUGUAAAAUCUCUUGGAAGACACUCCUGCUGCCAUAUAAAGCUGGCCCUGGUUGUUCAAACCUUGGAUAGCGCUAUCCACUGGAUAAAUCACUAUCCAGCUGAUAAGUAUUGGGGAAACUAUUUGGGUUAUCCACUGAAUAGAUUUUUAUAGGGUGGAUAGCUCUAUCCAACGUUUGAACCAGGACCUGGUACAUAUAAGAUAUCUGAAUUUCAUGCUGUGAUUAUAGAAUCUACUGUGAUUCUAUCUGCUAGUGAUUUUGUUACAAAUCACUGUGGAGUCCUGGCACAUGAUAUUAGAGAGCUUAAGCAGCAGAGUUGUUCUUUAGGUCAUGUACUUCAGGAAGGUUGUGUCCAGUCUGGAUCAAGAAGAGCAGAUUAAGCAAUGAAUGGUUUUUGGUGUAAUUCAAGUCAGGGAUGUCUUGUCUGUGUUUACUUUUGCUAUUUGUAAAUGUCUUCACUCAAAGCAUUUCAAAUUUGAGAAAGAUCUUUGUCACUGAAGUGGGCUUGUACAUUUUCUUUGUCCCAUUCUCAUGUAAACAUUUCCAUCUUUCACAUUUAUUCACUGAACUAGAAAUGCUGUCUUGUACUAUUUGAUUGUGUAGACACAAAUCAAGCAAACAAAAGUUACCGUAACUCCAUACAUGAAAGCAAACUUUAGUGGUCCAUUUUUUUGCAGUUUCAUUGAUCACAAUGAAAUUUAGUUUGCUCUUCAUUUUUAAAGCUGAUUGCACUAAAUAUCACAGGUGUUUGACCUGCAGUAUAGCUCAAAAACGUCUCUUGGAUAUACAUGUAUAUAAUCAAUCCAAUACAGUCACAAAAACACGCAGUCAUAACAUUUUAAUUUGAUAUUUAUCGUUGUAAAGAAAAUAACAAUUCAUGCAGAUGAAAUUAUCAUCCCUUGAAGUUGCAUGUGACGCCCUCUUAAAAGUAAUAAGAUGUGAGUUCACUUGAUGGUGAUUCACGUGGACAAGAAAUCCAUUAAAUCUUAUGUAAACCUUGCCAUCUUCGAGUUCUUCAAAGCCAGCUGGAGCUAGCUGGGUCAACUUGUCAAGUUUCAGAAAUAGAGUUACAAACUGUCUCUGAAAACACGGAAUGAAUAGCAGAAGGGUUUUUCCUUGGCUUUAGGCCAGCAAUGUAACCACAAUAUCGGGAAUUACCAAAACAUUCUUACCCAAACACGAACUUUCGAGUACUUGAAUCUCGUGUUCUAUCUUGAACUUCAAGACUGGUAAAUUCUGGCGUCGACGUCCUGACCUUACGAACGUAAAGACGUGCGCAGUAUUCACACUAGUACGAGUGACUUCUGGUCAGUGUUCUUGACCUCAAGAACAUCUGCUGCUUAUGUUCUCUAUUGCUCUCUUUGCAUCCUACAGCAGGACUUUCACUAAGGUCUUGGGGCUAGGGAUUUCCCCUGGCUAAUUUGAGCAUGACGCCUAGCAAAUUUGAGAGGAAAAGGAAAAUUACAUAGAACAUAAAGAACUAAGAGACCGCUGCCUGGUUAGCUGACUUGAAAGAGAGCACCAGUCUGCUGAGCAAGAGGCCAUGGGUCCAAACCCUAUCCAGACCAACACUCAGGGUUUUAAAAUAACCGAGAAGAAAGUGCUGCCUAUGUAAUGACAUCUGCAAAUGGUGUGACUUUCUAGUCUUCUCAGUAAAAGACGAAAAACCAUAGGUUUUGUCUCGGAGCACUUUCACUUAUAUGGUUCUAGUGGGAUGUGAAAGAACCUACACCACUGUUUGGAAAGAAUUGGGGAUGUAGACCCCAGUGGUGUGGCCAACCUUUCCUGGGCUGGGCAGGUUAUAUGCUUAGGGGAGGUACGCCUGGGAAUUCUUGGUGGGGGUGUGCCGCCUGGUUCUCCAAAUCCUGACCCGAUUUCAGACCAAAAAAUGUAAUUUUCCAUACCCGUUUUCAGACCUAACAUAACAUAACAUACAUGUUUAUUCAAACUCAUAAUGACCACAUGAAUUUGAAAGGGAGAGUCUAGAGGUUAACCCUAUGAAUAAAACUCUCCUAAAAACAACACACAAUAAAAAUUACAAUAAAAAUUACAAUAAAAAUUACAACUUUAAAAAGGAUUUGAGUUUACAUUUAAAAAGUUCAAGGGAACCGGCUUCAACAACAUUACUUAAGAAUAGGUAAAUUGUUCCAGUAACUAAUUCCAACAUUGUUAAAAAGAAUAUUUAAAACAGUUGAUUCUAGAUAAUUUACAUUUAAAAAUAAAGCUUAACUAAUUACAUUGUUAAAAAAAAGAAUAUUUAAAACAGUUGAUUUGCCCUAGUGGAUUUGACUUUUGCGAAUUGAAAGAAUUCCUCAAAAUCCAAGUGUGAUAAGCCAAACACGAUCUUAUAACAUUCAACAAGAGAGGAAUAUGUCCCACGACUGGACAAAGAUGGCCAAUGUAACGAGUCACAACGCUCUUCAUAAGACAUAUCACCUCUUUUUUGCCUAAGAGCUAAUCUUGACGUGCGUCUUUGCACGCUCUCUAUUGCAUGAAUAUCUUUGACAAGAUAUGGGUUCCAGACUGGAGCAGCAUACUCUAGAAGUGGUCUGACCAAUGUUUUGUAAAGCAAUGAAAAAGUUGUUGUAUUAGCUGUUCCAACAGACCGUCUUAUUAGCCCUAGGACUUGGUUCGCCUUAUUCACCAUGGUACUAAUAUGUUCACUCCAAGUAAGAUCUUUUGAUAUAAUAAUUCCAAGAUCUUUAAAGCUCUUGACAUCUUUUAAGGCCGUACCUAGGUUAUAAUUCGUAGUCGAUUUGUCACGAGAAUGCGUUAUUCGCAUUGCUUCACACUUUUCCUCAUUGAAACGAAGUUGCCAUUUUUUCGCCCAUUUACCAAGAUUAUUCAAAUCAGUUUGAAGGUAUUGUUCAUCGAGACUAGGGUUGCGAAGCUCUCUGUAAAUCUUAGUGUCAUCCGCAAAUAAUUUAAUUUUUGAAGAGACACUAUCAACGAUAUCAUUUAUAUAUGAUAGGAAUAAAAUUGGACCAAGAAUAGUUCCCUGUGGGGUACCAGAUAUCACAGGUGCCCAAUCAGAAAAAGUCCCUCUUACAACAACUCGUUGCUUUCUACACGUGAGGAAAUGCCUCAACCAGUUAAGAAGUUUACUCUCAAUACCGAGGCUAUAUAACUUUAUGAGUAGACGCUCAUGAGGAACACUAUCAAAAGCCUUUGCGAGAUCAAGAAAUACAACAUCUGUUGCUACAGAUGAAUUCCUAGAUUUGGCGAAGUCAUGAAAAGUAGAGAGUAAUUGGGUCACAGUAGACCUACCCUGCAAAAAACCAAAUUGGUUUUUGUUUAUCACGUUAUGGUCUUGCCAAAAUGACGUUAACCUAUCGCGCAUCACGAUUUUUUUCGCUGAUUUUGCAUAUCAUGGAUGUAAGCGAAAUUGGACGAUAAUUCUCCCUCAAGUGUUUAGAACCUUUCUUAUGAAGUGGGACAAUGUCAGCUGAUCUCCAAUCUUCGGCAAAUGGCCCAGCAGGAAAGAUUUGUUAACCAGAAAUGAGAUCGAGGGCGCCAAUUCGAACGCACAUGAUUUUAAAAUUACUGGUGAAAUUCUGUCUGGACCCGGGGACUUGUUCGUUUUAAGAGACUUAAGAUGCUUUAAAAUUUCCUCAGUAGUACAGGAAAUAUAAUUAAGUUUCUCACAAACUAAAGGCUCUAAAGAAGGCAAGUUGGUGAAGUCCUCAGAGGUAAAAACAGAUGAAAAAUAGGAAUUAAAACUACUAGCAAUACUCUCAUCGUCAAUCAGUUCUUUGUCACCAACCUUUAAAGAUACCAGAGUAUUCGUACCGUUACGUUUGCUUUUAAUAUAAUUCCAGAAAGGCUUGGAAUUACCAGAAACUGCAAUAUCAGAGGCCAUAUUGUUGAUAUAUCGUCCAUCGAGCUAAGUUACAUUCUCUUUUCACGACAUUGUUCAGUUUUCUGUACUUCUCCCAAAGGGCUGGAUUGCUGCUUUUUUCGCACUUUGUUAUACAACAAUUUCUUUUUUUCUGCACAACCUAAUAAGAUCCUUUGUUAUCCAAGGUGCAUUACAUUUUUUCUUGCCCGGCGCACGGGUAUGCAUUCAUCCAUAGCCGUAAAUAAAAGAUCUUUCCAGCAAGACCAGUUGUAUUCAAUGUCAUCAUCGAAAAAGCACAGUUCAAGGAAUGCAAGCCAAUAACAUCUUUAGGUGUGCCCAGUCAGUUUUGCCAUAUGAAUAGAAACAUUUCCGAGAUUUACGCUGGGUGUAGGGUGAUCUUAAGAUCUCAAAACUAAGAGAGUUAUGGUCGGAGAAGCAAUCGCCAACAACAAGACGAUCAAUGAUAUCUGGCGAGGAUGUGAUUAACAAGUCUAGAAUAUUUUGGUUCCUUGUAGGCUCACUGACCAGCUGUGUUAAGAAAUUGUCCUGAAUUAUAUCAAUUAAAAGGGCGUGAUUGUGAGAUUGUUGUAAAGCUCUAUUACAUGACCACUCGAUCUCCGGCAAGUUAAAAUCUCCAACCAGAAUUAAAUCAGCGGUUGAAUCAAGUCCUUGAAUAAAGGUCUGAAGGUCUUCCAAAGGCUUAAUAUCACUUCCGGGGUCGAUAAAACACGCCGAUAGUUAUCCAUCGGUUGUAAGAUGAGAGCACAUCAAUAAAAAGCAUUUCAGAGUCGCAUGGAUGAGUCGGACGAAGAGAAACAGUAAUGUAAUCACGCAUCGCAAUGAGUACACCACCGCCAUGAUGGCCAUUAAUCUUACGAUCUUUUCUAAAAACAGUAUAGUGAGAGGGAAAAAUCGGAGUCAAGAAUCGAAUGGUCCAAAUGCGUUUCAGUUAGUACAAUUAGAUCGUAGUUCCGUUGGUACAUUGCCAGUUCAAGUAGGUUAACUUUGUUGACAAUACUGCGAGCGUUGGCGUAAAAUGUUCGCAAACCACGAAGAUCAGGGCCAUCUUUCCGUGACUCAGAACUGACAAUUCCGCUCGGUGGACCAGGAUUUGGAUGGACAUCGCCACUUCUCAAGAGAAGCGGUAAUUGAAAACUCGAAACAGAGUUUGGAUAGUAGGCAACUCGCGAAGAAGAAAACCCCUUGCGACUGACAAACGACGUACAGUGACAACCACGUGGUGAAGAAAUGUUAACAGAAGCAAAAGCAAAUAGCCCAAACAGCGGUUCUUGUGAGGAAGACCGUGUAAAGACCGAUAUAACAGUUGUUUGCAAUUUCGCACGGGCAAAAACAAUGUCUCCGAAGAAGAUAAGGCAGAGAAAAAGCCGUAGACCUUGUGAGUGUCUGAAGACGUGACCAAACUCCAUGCCUUCUCGUAUGCUAAUCGGCGAUCUAGACCUGAACUCUAAAAUCCAUACCCUUUUUUAGACCUGGCCUUUAGGCAGAAAUUAUGUUAUCAUUACUUAGAUCAGAGCGCAAACAAAAAAAUUCUUCAAAUCCAUUUCAAAUUCGUAUAUAUCGUUCUUUCUUUCUUACUUAUUUGGAAUUGAAACGAUAAAGACAUUCAUACAAUCCCGUAGUUCCCUCAAAAACCGUACCCGAUUGCAGACCAAAAUGGGCAAAGUGUAUACUCGUUUUCAGACCAAAACAGCGCAAAAACCCUACCUGAUGGGGCGGGGCGGCACAUACCAUACAAGGGAGUACCCCCCCCGCGGGGUUAUAUGUAAGGAGAGAUCUUAAAAUAGGGAUAACCUCAUGAUCCUUUUUCAGGAGUCGUAAUGGCUACCUGUAAAUAAUGUUUGUGUGUGUAUGUCUGUGUGUAAACUUCUUAGCUCAUCAGUUUCCCGCCUAUUAGUUCCAUAUUAUACCCGGCAACUUGAAAUCUUAGUAACAGCUCUGUACAGGACCCAUGCCGUGUAUCGUUGCUCAUUUGGUGGGGAGUUUUAUUUGUCAGGGGUGUAGGGAUAACAAAAUUGCUGAUCAAAAUUGCUGAUCUUGUACUGGAGAACUAUGUGGUCAUCAGAUCCAUGUGAAGGUCUAACCAUUUGCAGGGCAGGUCCUUUAUUUCACCCUGAUUUGGUCCAUCCCUUGGGAUUGAACCUGCUACCUCAAGUCCGGUGCUUUAUUGACAGAGCUACAAGUAACUCUGGCAAUGAUGGUUUCAGUAGCUUAUCUUGUCGUGGUUUACCUGAUCCUAUAUAGAUGUGUUAAGGUUUUAAUCAAAAAAGGAAUAAUAUUAUUCUAACUUUGCAGUGUUUCUUUUUUAGGAUCAUUAGGAAUAAAAGUACCAUAUUUUAUUGAGGAACCCUCAGACAUUUAUGCUAGACGAGGAAGACCUGCACUUCUAAAAUGUCAAGUAGGUGGAGAUCCCAAACCAUCUAUAAGAUGGAGAAGAAAUGGGGUUCCACUGAGCUUGGACAGUCGUAGGACUAUAAACCCAGGUGGCUCUUUAUAUUUUUCGGAAAUUAUUCAUAAUAAAACUCAAAAGCCAGAUGAAGGCACAUACCAGUGUGAAGGAGUACUAUCCUACAACUCAGAGGAUUAUAGAAUAAUCAGCAGGACAGCCCGUCUUAUUAUUGCGGGUAAGUGUACCUUUUUAUUAUACUGUGUGGGAAAUAUGGUACUAGGAUUAGUGCAACCUAAUGUGGUUGUUGUAUUAUCUAUGCUGGUUAAAACUGUGAAAGGUUUGAACCCAGGAGUCAGUUCACAAGUAAGUUGAGCAUGAUUGUGCAGGUGAAAAUAGUCCUGAAAUUAUAGGACUGUUGUUGACAGUGACUGAUGUUUUCGGCUCCUUUGCAGUAGUCAUCUUCAGAGUCAAAGUGAGUUGUAUUAUGUCAGUUGAUGGUAUUUAACUCUGGUUAUUGACUUGAUUGGUCAAUUAUAACUUAUACUGGUCAAGUAAAAAAAUUGUCUUUGCAUAGUGUUAUUUUUUAGGAGAGGCUAUUUGUUUGGGAAUGGAUUGCAUUUUUGUAGGGUUUGAUCAACGCUGUGCUUUAUGCUAAAUUUUGUGGAGCCCUGUACCCUGAAUCUAUGAAAUUCAGGGUGCCCACCUAGUUCCACAAAAACAAAAGUGAGGCACCAAGGGAUACUGGGCUCUACAAGAUCAUAACUCUGAUGAUCAAGAUCAUGGGCUUGUUAGCAUGAGAAUGCAACUUUUUACUCCUGAAAGGAAGAUUUGUAACAAAUUGAGGUCACCUCCACCCUUGCAUCCAUUCAAAGGCCAUUGCAUUAUGGGCACACAAUACUGUGAAAUAGCCUGUUAAUACAAAAGCUGUAAGGGCAGGAAAAUAGGACCAUCUUAACUUCCGAGGUGGUUAACUUAGCAAAAAUAUGAUUCUAAAAAAAUGCAGACCUGAUCAGAUGAGCAAGUUGUCGAGGGAGAAAUUAAAAAAUAGUUUCUAGACACUAAUUGAAUUCACUGCUAUUUCCAGUAAUUAUUAAUUGCAAUUUAACAGAUUAACAGGGGCAAUCUUUGCUUCCAUGUGGCAGAUUUGGCACUUAGCAUUUUUCAGCAAAUUUUGUUCCUCAAGCUGUAAGCUUGUCUUAAGUGUGCAGCAGACUCCACUUUGCAUGUAAUCAGUAACUGGUUUCUCUAGUUGGCAAAGACAAUAACAGUUACUGUAAAUUUCCACCCUACAGGUAUUUCCUCCAAAGUAUCUGUUACUCCUUCAGUCUUAAACGCUAUUCAAGGUGACACCUCAAGAUUAUUUUGCAGUGUAAAACAUUCCACACCUAAAGCUUUGAUCGCUUGGAAAAAGCAAGGUUCAACUAAUGUUACAAUUACAACUGGAAAUCAUUUUACUUUGACCCCUGAUGGUGCUCUACACAUCAGGAACAUUAGAUUUGAAGAUCAGGGAAAAUAUGAAUGCAUUGCAGUAAAUAACAAAACCAUGAGGCAGCACACUAGCACAAAUGCAGCAACUGUACAAGUUCUUCCUGGUAUGUUUUAAAUUGCAGGGGUAUUUUGCAGAACGCUGAAUGGCUGCCGAAUGCCAAAUGACUCGGAAGUUUGGUGUUUGGGUUAGGAAAUCAAGUGAAUCAAGUUUCAUGUCAGUUUUCCCAGUAUAAUGACCUUAAAUGAAACCUGAUUCACUCAGUUUCCUAACCCUCUUCGACCAAACUUCAGCGUCAUUUGGCGUGUGGCAGCCAUUUGGCGAUCUGUAAACUAUCCCUGCCAUGUUUACAUGCAUUAUAAUUCAGAAAUUUAUAGGACAAUAUGUUUGUUGUGCCAUUAGUUGUAUGUGUAACAUCACUGAGGCAAAGUAUCCGAUCCAAGGUGAGUAAUAAUGCCAUCAGCCUAGAAGGAUUUAAAGGCUUUCAGAUUUAUUCCUGCACUUUUUGAGGACUAAGAAAUAUUGUCUGUGAGGAACUCAAACCGUAACUAAAUGUACAAUCACACUCGGUGGAAAUAGGAUAUCUGCAUAAUAAUCAAACACAAAUGCAAUCCACAACUCUUUUAAAAACUUAAACUCUUAAUGGUUUUCAUUCUUGUUAAUGCUGUCAAAAACAUCGAAAUGUCAAAAAUUUCCUUAGUAUAUUUAUUUUUUGUUAAAUGCUUUAACAAGCAACUGAUCAUCUGAUCUAGUGAAUUAAUUAUUUGUUUUAUUAAUUCAUUGUAAUAAUGAUUGUAAUAAUUUAAUUGAGAACAUUUCUACAGAUCAGCUUGAAAAGAUGCUUUUCAUGCACAUAAAUUUAUUAGGAACUUAAGCAAAUUGGUUUUACAGUACUUCUGUAAUUUGAUUUACCUUCACUUGCCAGUUGGGUAAGUUAAGAACAGAAUUCAUCAGCCCGAUUGCAAAAUCCAGACACAACUUUCUCUAGCCCUAGGAUGUCAUGGUAACGAUUGUAUCUGGUACCUUGUUGUUACUGUUAGCACGAUCUUAAAAUAACAGAACUGAAAUACUGUUUCCCAGUGACAUUUUCAGCCUUAGGGAUCAAUUAACUGAACACUGUAGGCAUGUGUGACAUCAAAAAUGCUUGCCUGCCAAAUUUUGUUUUAGUAUUAUGGGACAUCUAAUGAUGGUUUCUGAAAGAAGUGACCACAAGGAUGUCAAAAGUGAAAAUUUUUUUGAAAUGUGUAGUUCCAGAAAAUAUCCAGACCCCCACCACGGAGGGAAUUGGAAAUUCCAGGGGGGUGGGGGGGUCAGAGGCCCAGGAAAUUCCAGAAGGGAGGGGGGUUGGACCAUAAAAUCACUUUCCAGGGGGGCAAUAUCAUUUUGUUUUCGACCUGAGAUCGAACAUUGCUUCUUACCGACCUGAUAGAUCAUUUUUAGGACAUAAAUAACUUGACAUAUAUCACUUAAGAUUGUUCCUUUUUGAUCUUAACCAGGUUUCCUUUCUUCCAAAAGCGUUUUGGAUGUAAUUUCAAAGGAAUUAGACCGACUACAAUUCGUUUUAUCGCAUGCUCGUAUAUUUGGCCGCCAUUACUCGUUACCAGUCUUCCUCAAAACAUCAACGCAUGCAACACAUCACGCAACACAACACGUUGCGUCAGUCGAUCGAUAGAUCAGAAGAGUGGCUAUUUUGCCUCACGAAGCACAAGCUAUACGUUGUAACCAUUUUAGAAUGAAGAGUUUUUAUUCUCCUUUUCAUUUUCCCUUAAUUUUGUGGUUGAACGUGUGGCAUGUUCUUGAUCGAAUUCUCGCUGAAAUGGUGUCGAUUUCACCAAACAUUUAUACGGCCAUCGGGCAUCACGUCGCAUCAGUCGAUCGAAAAACAGUAAAUUGAACUUGGUUUCCCUUCAAGUAUCUUCAAGAUGCAGGGGGUAUUCAUUGUUAUCAUUUCAGAAUUCAGAGUUUUUAUUCUCCUCUUUGCUUUGCAUUAAUUUUGUGGUCGUAAGUUUGACUUGUUCUGCAUUCCCGCACGAAAUGGCGUUAAUUCUAUCAACAUUACACCCAUGAGACGAAUAACAAAUCUAAGCUUGCCCUGAUUAAGGUAAAUUCACAAAUAUAACCGACUUAUUAACUUUCUCUGUUUCAUUUAAAGUAAGAGAUGAGCAAAAAUUACAGAUCAGGUUACUUUGUGCUGGUGUAGUGUGUUUUAAUGUUGCGAGAUCACUCAAAUAAAUGGAAACAGAAGCAUGCAAGCUUCUCAUGAAACCGUUGGGUACUAACCAUACGUUGCCUCAUUCUUCUAGUUUAAUAGUCUUUCUUCGUGAAAAUGAACUUUUCCAGAGGGGUUGAGGGGUCUUUGUCACACUUGUGGAAAUUCCGAAGGGGUGGGGGGUCAUCAGUUCCCUGCAAAAAUGGAAAAUCCAGGGAGGUGGGGGGGUCCUAAGUGAAAUUCCCUCCGUGGUGGGGGUCUGGAUAUUUUCUGGAACUACACAAUAUGCCUAUCCACUCAAAAGAUAUAGCGUUUUGAAAGUUGACUUUUCCGCCAUUUUGUUACUAAAAAUAUUCAAAUUUCAAAACGAUAUAUCUCUUGAGUGGAUAGGCAUGUUUUUUUCGAAAAUUUUGACAUCCUUACAGUGAGUUCUUUCAGAAACCAUCAUUAGAUAUCAUAUUAUACUAAGAGCAAAAUUUGGUGGGAACUUUGUGACGUCAUUUUCCCACCAAAAAUGUCAAAAUCUGAAAAACAAAAAACAUACAUUUGUUUUGAAUGGUGGGUUCUACAUUGCAAAAUUUCAAGAAACUAAAAAAUAUGAAUAAAGGCGAGCAUUUUUGAUGUCACAUAUACCCACUGUGGAAAUUCACUAUUUCUCCACUCAGAUUCUUAACUUGUAGAACAAUUCUUUAGUUAUAUUAAUACGAAACAAAAUCAUUGUUUAGCGUCUAUCAGUUUUUUUGUGUGUGCCAUCGUUCCCAAAGUGUAUUGCACGUUACUGGUUUAUGCAGCGUGUAAAGAAAGUUGUGUCCGAUAGCCCAGGGCUAGUGAAUUUUAUUAUUGGGCUAGUGAAUUCUGUUCUUAACUUGCCCUUGUAGCAAGUGAAAUUUUUUACGGAAUUCUAAUCACAAAAUAACAGUUAUCAACCCUGCUCAUCGUCGGGCUAGUUAAAAUGACUUUUGGGCUAGUACAUACUAACUACGGCUUGCCCGAAUGGCAAGCUGUAAAACUGACUUUCUUCGCACCCUGUUUAUGGCUUAAAAAAUUGAAAUCAUUUAAGAGGUGGGUUCCCAUUUUCUCGGAGCCAAAAAAUUGUUACAGGUGGUUUCCCAUGAUCUCUGGGCAUAGAGCCCAAAAAUUGUUAUCCAUGAGAAUUGAAAUCCUAGGGCUUGCUUUCUUUGCAUGCUGAUUAACCCCAUUCCAAAAUGUGAUGUUAACUCUCUUGGAGGGACACCUUUGGGGCCGGCACUAGUACUGUCUGUCUGUCUUAUGGAGAUGUCCGUCUUAUAGAGAGUCGACUAAAAUGAUUAACAUACAUACAUACAUUCCUCUGGUAAUAAUAACUGGACUAUUAUUUUAAUGAAACAGACGAAGGUUUUCCUCGUCGUCCAUAUUUUGAGGCGUCACCUAAAGAUACAGUAGCAGUAGUGGGAAGCAAAGUGGUUCUUGAGUGUUUAGCAAAUGGCUCUCCCAAGCCAAGAGUAACAUGGCUGCGAGAUGGUGUUCAAGUUGGAAGUCAAGGUUAUUCAAUUUUUGGAGAGAGUAAUCUGAUGAUUCUUUCUGUGUCUGUGGAAAAUGCGGGAACUUACACAUGUCGUGCAUCAGCUUUAAACAGAGAAGAAGAAACAACAGCUAAGUUAGAAGUACACUGUGAGUGACUAUUAUUUUGCCGUGCAUUAAGCUAGCUGAACAGAGGAAACAUUGUAGUAGUAUACCCUCAGUAAAGGAACGUUUUUUAAAAUUUAUCAGCAGUUAAAUGAAGAAAUAUUCCUUUAGAUAUUGACACAGCACAACUUCUUCUGAGAGAAUAAAAUAAUGUAUCAUAAAAUGGGGAGCCUUAAGUCAUGAAUUCUUGAAAUUCAAAAUAAGAGUCUUGGAAUCUUGGGCUCACAAAUAUUUAAACCUCCUCAGAGUCUAGAAUUUUGAAAGUAUAGUUCUCUACGUCUUGUAAAACUCUCAAGUAGCUAUUGAAGUUUACCUAUUUCUGCUAGUGUGACUUCUGUUGAGUUUAUAUCCCAGCAAAUCCCAGCUAGCAUGUUGCAAAACAAUGCAGUAAAAUUGAAAAAAAAAAAACUUGAAAAGAAAAAUAAGAGAUUGCUUUUAGGCUAAUCCAGUUGAAGAUUUUAUAUGUUUUGGACUUUGUAGGAACUCUUGUUUUGAAACUUUUCAGCUCUUUAGAGUUUCAGUCUCGGGGUUGAACUUUCUUAUUGAAUGUAAAGUCUCGGCCUCUGAUAUGAUAUUAGAUGAGCCAAGGUCUCUGAUUUACCAUAUACCCCUACUUCUGCAAGCCAAAAAGGGAAGCACAAAAAAAUAAUUGUGUAUUCCCCUCAUGAAGUUGUUUACCAUGAGAUCUAGGUUUUUGCAGUAUUAUAUGAGUUUGUCUCCAAAACUAUGAAUGCCACUGCAAAACUGAGGGCUAUGCAUUUGUCUGCAAGUGUUAAAAAUGUUUUUAUCUUGUGUUGUCAUUAUUUUCCAGAUGGUCCUGUUUUUACCAAGAAACCAAAUGCUGUCAAUGCUUAUGAAAACACAAAUGCGAGAUUUGAAUGUAGAGCAGAUGGAAUUCCUAAGCCAAACAUCACAUGGACUAAAAAUGGUGAAGAACUGGUCAAUAAGGCUUUUAUCAGCAUUAAAGAUGGCUACUUGACUGUGAAUGAUUUAGUGCCGUCAGAUAAAGGAGUUUACCAGUGCUUUGCAAAGAACUAUUUAGGAAAAAUCCAAGCAUCUGCUCAGCUUUCUGUGUACAGAGAAGGUAAUUAUUUUAUGUAAAGAGCUUAAAGGUUUUAAGCAGAGGUUUCAUUUAAACCAGUUACUGGGUAUGUACUUCCACCUACAUGACUCUUAAUGCCAUGUGAGAGUUAAUAAGAAUUAGUUAUUAAUGUGUUGCUUUUUACUAAUUUAUCUUAAUGCUUGGCUACACAGGAGAGCGUAUUCCAGCUACAACACCUACACCGGCCACAACUCAGGAACCUACAACAGCUGUAAUAACAACACCACAAUCUACAGCACCAGCUCCUCGUGUGCCUGAAAAACCAGAGAAUGUGAAGGCCGUUGCUGUUUCUCAUACUGAAAUAAAUGUGUCUUGGUCACCACCAAGCAUAACAAAUGGAGAGAUUUUAAAAUACCGCAUCUUCUGCUUUGAAGAAGUCCGACAAGGUAGGAAGUUCUCUCUUCAGGGCUUCUGAUAUUUCUAGCGGUCGCGGACCCGCGAAUUCAGGCAUUUUCGUGAAAUACCGCGAAAUCCGCCAGAAAUAUUUCCAAAUACAUGUCGGCAAAACAUAUUUAAUACUUAUCUUGGCUUUUAGACCUUUUCUAUUCCCUGCAAACGUCCAAAUUUAUCUUGAAACUUCGUCACUGCAAUGAGUAAACAACGUCCCAAAACUACCAGGCGUUCUUAGAUGAACGUUGUGAAAAACUGGGCACUAACCAUAAUGUAACAGGUUUAGCAUUCGCUCAUUUCUCGAGCAAACUGUCGUUGAAAGAGCGAAAUAAUGAUUAUCCCUGUUAAAAAAAAAACGUUAAACAACGCUGGUCAUAUCGACGCAAAAUUGGUCGAUUUUAGCGAAAUUUGCCAAAAAAAACCCCAGCAAAAUCGGCUGUUUCUUACUGAUUGUUUCUUGGUGAAGUUUCCCCUUGAAAUUUCCCGUGAAAUCGGCCGAUUUUUCUAUAAAUUUGCCCCUGAAAAUCCUUCGAAAUUUGACUUUUUUCCGCUAAAAUGCCGCAAAAUCAGCCGAUUUUUCUGCGAAUUUUGACUUUUCUCCCGUGAAAUCUGCCAAUUUUUUCGCCAAUUUUGACUUUUUUCCCGCGAAAUUGGCCGAUUUUUCCGCGAAUUUGGCCCUGAAAAUCCCGCGAAAUUUUGCUUUUUUUUUUCCGCGAAAUAUCAGAAGCCCUGUCUCUUUCACUAAGGGAUUAAAGGAUAAAGCUGAAGCUUACACCUUUCAUGAAGUGCUUUCCCCUUCACUCAACCACUUCACAAGGUUGUGCUCUAACGGCGCCCAGUCGCCUGAGGCGACUGAAAAAAAGUUCCUGGUCGCCCGGCCGGGCAUUCUUGCUUCUGGUGCAGUGUUCAGUUAAGCAGGCAGAAAAAUUUAACAUACUAGUGUUGGCUUGUUGAGUCAGAGUUUACUAAACCCUACAGAAAAUGUUUUUACGAAUGUUGUACGAAAGAAACGGGUGCGCGUCAAUGUUCAAAGGUCGUUCUGCAUGAUUUCACAUGUAACAUAGUCCAUCACUUUGAACAUGACAAGUGGCAUGGAUUUCGAUUUAUACUUUUACAAUUUUUCAGAUAGAAUGGUUCAUUAGGUACAGUUUUUAGGAGGAACUGUCAAUGCUUUUCUGACAAAAAUAGAGCGCGGUUGGCGAUGCGGAGUAAUUUAUUUUUGUAUAAAACGGAAGUUGCUGUAUUGACCAGUAUGCAAAUGUCAUGUUUUUAUGGUUUUUGGCUGCUGUGACUGCUUGGCUGAAACAUAACUUAUGAUUAUUUUCUUCCCUUUACAUAAGAUAACGAAAAAGAAAAAGAAAAGAUAUGAUCGUUCUGAUCGUUUUUACUGUUGUUUUAAAAACAGGGCAGUUCGACAUUGUCUUGCCAUUUUAUGUAUCAAAAACUAAAUUCGCAUGCAUGCAUACAUAUAUAGGCUAAAUUUAACGGCCAAAAAAAAUAAUAAUAAAAAUAAGGAAAGAAGAGCCGUAUCCACAAAAAGCUCAAUCAUCCUAAAAGAUUCACUGAUAAUGUAGAAAACAAAAUUAAAGAUGACUUAUUUUUUAUUAACACAAUGGGUUUGGGGCCACGGUGGUUUCACUGUUUCACAGAAUUGAGUUCGAUCUGCCGCGUAUAAAACUCUGUCACAUUAUAUUUCAUGCUGCAUUGAUUCACCUUUGGAAAAUUUAUGUUUUGGAAAAUUUAAAAGGACAGUUUUUCAUGUUUGAGCCUGUGUUUAGUUUGGCUUAUUUGAAAAAAACGUAUUUUGAACCAAAACAUCUUAACUGGUAAAAGGACAGUUUUCCUAUGUUUGAGCCAAAGAUCUUAAUGAAGUUUAUGUAAACCUGCUGAAAUUUUUUACUUUUCCCUGUUCAAAACCUAAACAAUUCGGCGGCAUUGCUCACGUUUCUGGUUUUAAAUCUGAAUGGAACGAAAAGUUUGAUUGGUUUCAUAAGACAACAUGUGGGUUUUUACCGAGUUUGGUGAUCAGCAGGCCAGUAAGAUUCGUGUGCGUACAAAAUACUUCCUCAUCAGAUGUACUUGGGUGACCAACUUGAGAGGCCCGGGGGCCCCAGCCCUAACUAAAAUGCUAAAAGAUAGAAAAAUAUUACAGUCAAAGCCAAAUCAAAUUGGGAAACUGAGUUGGUUGAAAUUUCCUAACUGCCUCGUGUGUGAAUUUCUGGCUUAUUACACAUGCAAGAAUGCAGAGAUGAAUCUACAAGUACCAAUGGAUUCAACUUUUGAAUAAUAAAUUUCAUUGAUGGGAUCUUGGUGGGGUAUGCUUGACCUGCCUUGACUGUAACCCAGGAGUAAAAAUCCAAUUGCUAUCCCAUAAACCCCACGGAGUGUUACAUGUAGUCCUAGUAUAGGGAAUAGAGAGAAGUCAUUAUGUCACAUUGCCAUGCAGCAAAAUUCCUGAAUCUCUGCAAACCAUAGUCCUGCAACUGUGGCAGAAAAUAUGAUCGCAUAUGUCAAUGUCAAUAACCUCGACGUCAGAGCUUGAAUUGUCACCGAUCAGUUGUGCUUCAUCAUACUCUACUUUGACUUGGCAGGGAGUGGAUAAAAGAAAGGAAAGAAGACCAGAGGGGUGGGGGUGGGGCGCGAUUUUUCAAGGGAGGCGAUUAUUUUAAAUAUUUCCGUCUAAAGGGGGUGAUUAUUUGAGGGAGGUGUUUAAUUGAUGGAUGGCUAUUAUUCGAGGAAUGUGGUACCCCUUUCCUCUCCUCCAGGAUUGAUAGGCUACACUGCAUUAAGCAUGCAGUCAGUCAGCCUUUCCUCAUUAUUUUGUGACUACAUAAAACAGUUUCAUCUCCUUUUGUCAGCAAUUUUUGCUCAACGUUUUUACAGGAAGUUCGGGUAGUGGCGUCAAACAGAAAAAUAUGCCUGGAGACAGUCGCAGUGUACAGAUCACAGACCUCAAACCAGACACAAAGUACCGUUUUACUGUGUUUGCUCAUAAUGAACAUGGAGCAGGGAUAAUUUCUGACGAGGUAAUAGCCAGGACAUACCCCAGCUCUGAUGUACCAGGAAGACCUCUUAACUUAGUAGCUGAAGCAGUGUCGGAAUCAACAGUUAGAGUCACAUGGGCUGCACCUACCACUGGGUAAGAUAGUUGUCAGCAUUUCAUUUUUUCAAACAAUUUCUAAAGUUUCUAUAAAUCUGAACUCCAUUAUCUGGCGGAUAAAAUUUGAUAGUAAGAGAUCUGUUGUCUAUUUAUCCCUAGAAAACGGCUAACUUUUCACAACCCCACCACUGGUAUCCCCGCGAAAUGACAUGUGAGCAACAACUGAAGAGACUCCAUACUGAUGACAUUCACUACCCAAAUCUGGGUAUCGCUCCUGAUUGGUUGAAGCAGAUUUCUCUCGCAACAGGACCAAUCAGAAGCAUUACUCAGAACCAGGUAGUGACACGGCAUCAGUGUGGAAUUUCUGCAGUCAUUGCUCAGACGUCAUUUUGCAGGAAAACUAGUGGUGGUGGUGUUGCAAAAUGUUUGCUGUUUUCUCUUGCCUUGUCUUUCAACUUUUGUGUGAUGUUACAUGUGCAUUAAUAACAGUAUAUGCAUAACCUCAAAUUUGGGGGUUGAGGAUAGUGAUAUAAAGAUGCAAGACUGUGGAUUUGUGUAGUUUAACAGACACUUGUAAAACAUAAGAACAGGUUAAUUUGCCAUUCUCCAAUUCGUAUGUUCUUGUCAUCCAUGAUGAUGAACCUUAAUUUGACCCUUAACUUUUGGAGAUUAGUAUUAGAGUAGGUUGCAUCACCUUGGUGUUUUCUUGUUAUUUCUGCAAAACUCUGGACAGCAUAUGGGAUAUGAAAUUAACAUCAUCUACCCGCUUACCAUUUUCCGAAAGAAGAAGAAGAAGAAGCUUUGAUUAAUUUGUUAAAAAGCAUAUGUAGGUCUUUGUGUUGUAGUUUUAAAUUGAGUAAGUAGUACUUGUGCUCAAAGUCUGAAUUUUAAUGUCUGACUUUGUUACCCCAGUGCAAGCCCAUCUAUGUAUGUGAUUAUUUACAAAGAUGUAAGUGGUGAUUCUGGACAGAUGAGAGAUGUCACUAAGCAACAAACAAAGCUCCUGCGUGAUCUUAAAACCUACACCAAGUACACCAUCACCGUGUUUGGUGUGGACAAGAGAGGGAUUAAUGGACCCACUGCAGAAACAGAGGUCACAACGAGAAGUGGAGGUAUUGCACUUUUAUAACAUUGACACUGUCUAAACCCUAACUUCAACAUAUUCAUCCUCUUUCUAAUAGAGGGAAUUCAUUUCAAAAGUCAAGUGUCUUUUACUGUGGUUAAGCAAGUAUGGCAGUUGAAAUAUAGAAAUAGACUGGUCUUUUGUUUAUUUAUCUUUGUAUUGUGUUUUUCUUUGCAAUUAUUUAAUAUUUAAUGAUAAUUUUCUCUAUUAUGAAGAUGAUGGUAUGUUUUAUUUGUCAGUAACAUCAGGAAUAAAAGUAGGGGCUGGUUGCUAGUUUUCGUUUGUGACCUUUAAAAAGGUUUAAAGGUUUGUUUAUAGUGGAAAGUGCUCUUACACGCAGCUUUUCGAGCUAGUUGACAGGCACUCCACUCAAAUACUUUAAAUACAACAUAACAGAAUUAAUAUAUAGAUUUAGCCAGGGCUAAAAGCGAAGCUCUCGUUAAUAAAUUUGUAAUUUAAAUAAAACAAUAAACUUGUAUUCCACAAAUCAGUAAACUUUAGAGCACAUUUAUAUACUUUUGAGGGAAAGGUUAAGUGAUUUUAGAGAAAAAUAAUUUGCAAACAGCCCAAGAGUGAACCAAAUCUUAAAUCGAGUUGAUAGCCUUAUAUGUACACCCAAAAAAUAGCAAUCAUCUUCGAUCACAUUUAAGAGCCGCAAUGGCUCUUGAUCAUAGUAGAUUAGGCCUGGGAACCAAAUCCUUGGAAAACAAAUCAGGCCGAAUUUUUUUGCGUUCGACAAGUUUGCUUUACAAAAUCCGGGGCUAACAAAUCUGGGGGCAUGUAAACUAACCUAUUAUACUUUUUAUACAUCACAUCUGAGGUGAAACAGUACUAUGAGGCACUGUUUUUAUCAUACAGCCCUCGGACAGCACUAUUUCACAAUUUUGAAUCACAAAUUGCAUUCAUUCAAUAUUCAGGACGAUCGAAGCACACGAGGGCUUUUAGCGAAACCGCUUAAAGAAAUUUCAAUUCAAAAUCACCUAUACGGCCAGCCGGUUGCGAGCUGUGGAGUGUUUGAAUGAACAUUAAUAGAGUUACCAUUCAACAUAAUAAAGAAUUUAUCAUGUUUAUUUUUUAUUUAGUGGUUUUAUAACGAUGUGCAAUCUUCCAAAGCGUUUGAUACGCGCGGCGUUUUGAGUACUCCUGCAAUUGAUGUUCAUGAACGACUGAAAACAAACGGCACAGCGAUUACAGUCAAACCAGGUCAAGCGUUCCCGUCGCUAACGAACUAAUGAAUACAUUCACGGAAAAAUGAUUUCGUUUGUUGAUUCAAUAAUCCAUUCAUAAAAUGAACAAUCCAAUAUUCAUAUUUAGCCUCCAUUCCAUAAUCGAAUGUUGAUUCGAUGACUGUUUUUUGAAAAACUACACUUUCCACAAGUUGACCUCAGAAUUUUGUUUUUUCCUCUUUUUUUUCUGAGAGUCGAGUGCUGGCGAGUUCUGAAGUUCAAACCCAAACAAACUGUUACAUGUACGCCAGUUUGCUGCCAGUAAUCAGUGCAACAGACCUAGGCCUGACCUCUUAGAAAACACAACGGUCAAACUAAGGUCAGUGUAUGUGCGGUGAUUGGUGGAUUUCGAUCCUCGGCCUUUGUCAGUUUCUCAUAGUUUCUUUGCGUUUGCGGUCUAUCUAUUCUAGCUGUUAUUUUGAUUAUUAAAAGGCAAUGAAAAACGCAAUCGUAAACGGCAGGAAAAAGGAAGCAAAUACGAUUGAACACAACAGACAAGAAUAAAGAACAGGUAGAUUUUGUUCAUAAACCAAAUCAACAUUUGAUUAUUGAAUCGAGGUCCAAUUUGACUGUUGGAUUAUUCAUUUUAUGAAUGGAUUAUAGAAUCAACAAACGAAAUCAUUUUUCCAUUAAUGAAUUCAUUAGUUUGUUAGCGACGGGAACGCUUGACCUGGUUGGACUGUAAAAAUUGCAAGAGAGACUAUUGACAAUCCAUAAAAGAAAUAUAAUUCAGUGAAACAUGUACAGAGACAAUAAUUUUCAUUUACGAAGACAAUAGUAUUAAAGUGUCUCUAAAAAUCCUGAGUCUUCAAACUUAAAACUUAAAGUUUAUGUUUUAAGCCGGCUUCCCGGUGUUUGCUUUUUUCAAAGAUUAACUCGAGGCAAGAAAAUCGCUCAAGCUUUCGUUUACAGCCAGAAUUAUAACAAAAUUUUCUUUGCAACGUUGUCUUUCUAUUUGAGGUGAGAAAAUGUAUAAAGGCUUUUAAAAGUUCUGUAAGCUUAUAUCAAACCUGAUACUAGGUCAGAUCAUUUGUCUCAAAUCUUACAAACGUGCAUAAACUAAAUAGCCGCAUAAACUACGCUCGACUUCAUUAAAUAAGAUAUUAAAGACAAAUGUCAAAUACAAUAAUUACUCAGGCUUACCAUUCGAGAUGCAGUUCCUGGAAGCUAUGAAGUAAGGCCAAAAUCGCUUCAGACUUUUCAACCCUCUUACGCAUCAAGCAAGGUGAAAAACGAAAAUGAUGCCAUCCGAAAUCGGAUUUGCGACUUUGACAAGCGACGUAUUUCUCAAGCAAAAACCCGAUAAACAAACUAGCCUUGAAUAACAGAAGACUCUUGAUAGCAGCUGAAUUUCAUUUUGUACAAUGUUCAGUGGAAAAAGACAGUUAAAAACAUCACAAGUUGACACAAAACUCUGUCAGCUUCAGCUGUCAAAGUAAACAAGUUUCAACUUGCUGCAUAAAUUUUCCGCAUGAACUCACCUGUCAAAUUUUGACCAAUCAGAGCAUAAAAAUUAGACGUAGAGUGUGACCAACGCGUGACCUUGAUGAGUAAAGUCAAAACAACUGGCAUGUCUUCCCUGCCUGUAAAAACUGGCUGAAUCUUAGCUUCUGAGGUCAGUUUGAAAUCAAAAUGUUAAUUGUGCAGCACAUAUAUAUAAAACACAACAUAUUUCAUAUGAAUUAAAAAAUUAAACUUGAGCCUGCAAUCAUUUGAAAACUAGUAACUUGUCAGUGGAUAACUGCAAAAAAUACUCGACCUCGAUGGGUCAACACCCGAGCCUGCGAUACGGUCAGGUGAUACUGGUCAGCGGAUACCCUGUUUUGACAGCUGUCCUUUGAUCACAACAUUGAUGUGCAAUAUGUGUGCAAUAUCAGUCUUCCUGUGCUACCAAACUAGCUAGAAAGUGUGGGAUUGAACAUUGGUUGCCCUCUGGUGCGGACGGACGGGCAGCGGGCGGGCGGUGUACAGUCACGUGAUUACCAAAUUUUCUGGGAUGGGUAGAUUUACUUUAGGGGCAAAUUCACGGAAUUUUUGCGGCAAACUUAGCCGAAAAUCAAUCGGUCAAAAAAGGCCGAUUUUGUGGUUAUUUUCCGGGAAACUUCGUCAGAGAUCGAUCGGUUUUGCGCUGAUCAGACCAGCGUUUUUAAUGUUUUUCUAACAGAGGUCAUCAUUUGCUCUUUCAACAACAAUACGCUCCAGAACUGAACCAAUGGCAAAGCCUUUAACAUCAUGGUUAGUGCCCAGUUUUUCGCAACAUAAUCAACGCCUGGUAGUUUCGGAGUUACGGGACGUUGUUUGCACGUUUCAGUGACAAAGUUUCAAGAUAAAUUUACAAGUUUACGGCAAGUAAAUAGCCCCAAUAGCUGAGAAAAGUUUCAAAUAUGUUUUACAGACAUGUAUUUGAUAAGAUUUCUACCGAAUUUCACGGUAUUUUGCGUGUUUUUGUGAAUUUCGCGGCUCUACGACAGCGCGAAAUAUCAGAAGCCCUGACUACGAGCUGCGUCAUUUACAUUAUACAAACUGGCGACUAAAAAUUUGCAUCUGGCAACUAUAUUUCUCCAGUUGGUCGCCAAAAGGCGACCAGAGGAUUUUUUUAAUUUCGAGCCCUGAAACCCCAACUCUCAGGAGACAACCAGUUGGCUAUUUACAAGCAUGGCCAAGGAUUUGAUCUCGGGACGACCAAGAACAAGAGCAGGACUCGAACCUGGGACCUGCUGGAUUGCGAGUCCAACGCGCUGACCACUCGGCCACGCUGCCUCUUAACAAGAGAAUGUAGGUUCAAUUCUGUGCAUAAAUGCCAGCCAAGAAAUAAAAAUUUUUUUCCUCUAAAAAUAUGUCCAAGUUUUGAGUUUUGACUCGUACCUGAGCAAAUAGAGUACCCUCAAAAAAAUUAUUACAUUAUAUUGCCCUUACACUUUAUUUAUGAUCAGCAGUUAUCUGGGGGCAUCAUACCUUAAUUUUUUCCUUUGCCAACUUCACAGUACUACUUAUUUUUUAUUUGAGUAAAAUACAUUAAGCAAAUUUUGUCUGUUUUUAAUUUGCAGUUCCCAGUGUAACACCCACAGAUUUUGUACUCAAGCGUGACAGCUCAGGAACAAGACUCAUAUCAACUUGGAAAGCUCCUGAUUCUACGAAGGUCAAUGGCAGAAUCACUUACUAUGUCAUCAAGUACAGAAAGUUUGGAAGCACAGAGGAGAACACAACUCAGAGAAUUGCGGUAAACAUUUUCAUUGAAAACUAAGUUGCCACAGGAACAGCCACAGAAAUCACACAAACAGGAUAUUCCUACAAAAAAACAUCUUUAGAUCGAUCGAUCAAUCUUUGUGUCCUACAGGACACAUGCCACAAAAUUAUUUGCGUCUUUGGGGGUUUUUAUGUGUCAGGGACACAGGAUGCAGAGGUAUGAAAAUCACUGUAAUAGUCAUGAAUUGUCAUUCUUAAUGCAGUAAAAAGAGGUAAACAAGUAGAUAAAUGCAAAAUUAAAGGUUUUGUGGUAAGGUUAAGAUGUUUAUGCUUUAGAAUCUUGCCGUAAGUAAUGUAUAUGACUGACUCAAAUUGAAAGAUACAUGUCACCAAACCUUUUAUGGGAGAUGAUAUUUGGAAGUGAAAUGUGCUACAAAGGAAUGCAUUCCAUAUGAAACUUUGAUGCUUUAGUGGGGUUGAUUGUACAGUUAGGGUUGUGAUGACUGAUUUCAUGUGAAAAGUCAGAGAAAGCCAUUGUUCUGGGUAAAGCCAGCAAAAACGUAAUUGUCAGAUGAGCUUUCCUUUCACAUUUUAUACAGUAGGCAUAAAUAUUCUUGCAGGACAGAGAAAAUUUUGUGUGUUUUUUUGGUUCUAGAUAUAUAGACUAGCAACUGUGAAGUGACAUUUGUAAUGUUCAUUACCUUAGCCACUUGGUAAGAUCUGACUUUGGAAUAACAGUGCCUUUGGACCUCUUGAUAACACAUUCCUUUCAUUUUAGGCUGACAAACUGGCGUAUGUCAUCAAGGGUCUAAUGCCAAGCACAAGAUAUGAAGCCAAAAUAGCAGCAGGAACUGAAUCUGGGCUUGGAUUAUAUACCCAGGAUUGGGUAGAAGCAAGCACAAAUUUCACUGAUUGUAACGGUAAAAAUAACACAUGAAAUAAUCCAUGCCUUUCUCUUAACCUUAUGCAUGUUAAAUCUGUCAUGAAAGUCCUCUGCUAUGACCAUUCAUGUAGAAAAUCUGAGUGAUUAUUUAUGUCCUUUUGUACGGUUUGGUUUCCACAAAACACAUCAUUGCCAAUCCACAGUGCCACAUGGCCAACACAAAACUUAGAGGUCAGCCUUACAGCAGUAUAAGUAGCUUUGAUGGAUUACUAAGAAAAUACGAGUUUGUAAAACUAUGAUACAGGUGAAUGCCAAAGCCUGUCAGCUGUUCAUGCAUGUAAUAUGUUACAAAUGCAAGAUUUUAAUUAUUCCUGUAGUCAUUCAGUAUUGUCAAUAUUGGUUGUUAAGACAGAUUGUACAAGUUCAUCCAAAACUUUAUUGCAGGGUUCACACAGUCUUAAAAAGUCCUUGAAUUUUAGGGGAAGUCCUUGAAUUUUCUUCAAAUUUGAAUGUAGUGGCCUGGGCAGUGUAUUUUGGUUGUCCAUGACAGAAUAAUCAUAGCUCAGAGAAUUUAAUGUUUAUGCAAUAAUUAACUAUAGCAAUUUAAGACAAGUGAACUGGAAAAUGUAAAGAAGUUGGCAAAGCAAACAGUUCAAGCCUUUAGGUCUUAUUAGAAUGGACUGGAAAUGUGCAUUUUUGUACAAUCUGAAAAUUAUAUUCCUAGUAGGUGGUCCUUGAAAAGUCCUUAAAAAAUAAUUAAUUGUUGGAAUUAAUUUUUUGUUUGAACCCGGUAUUCUGAUUGGCCACCCAAAGUGGCACGAAGGUCCUGUCUUACAUGCUAGGGAUUUCCGACUUUGUCUGGCAAGGGCUUAAGAUUUUUGCAUUUUAAUAAACCUGGGGUACUUACUAUUUUAUGUGGAAAAAACCCAGAAAUUCCAGUUGGUUUGUGUCGUUCUGUUUAGAAAGCUUCAGAAAGUAUGGGCUGUGAUUUUGAGGCAUUGCAAUUUUUCUGCUCUUUUUAGUCUGUUUAGCUCAUUUGGAUACACUUUGUAGUAGUUUUAUGUCUAAGCACAAGAUUUUUGUUCCAUUUUUGUGUAAAUGGAGGGCACCCCUGGACUUGACCUUGUACUUGCUGAGUAUGCAAAAAUGCCUUCACACCUGGGCAUAUUCAUCUCGUAUAUCCAUAGUGUUAUCACUUGUUUUAUCAGUGUCUUUUGAACUGGUGAAGACCAUUCUUCCUGGCAUCAUUAUUAUUAUUAUCGUUAUUAUUAUUGUUAUUUUGAACUGUUAUUGUAAUUAUAACAGUGAAACCCUGCUUUAUGGAUACGUCAUUAUUAUGGACAGUUUGCUUUGUCCCUGGAAAAAGAAAUGCCUUACAUUCUCUCUAAAUUCAACUCGCUUAAUUAGGACAUCCUGUCAAUACAGACACUUUCUAUGGCCACCUCAGUGUUCUUAUUAAUAGGGUUUGACCGUAUUAUUGUUAUUAUUAUUAUUAUUAUUAUUAUUAUUGUAUAAAUGGGGUGAGGAUAUUGAAGUGCUAAGAACUUGAACAUUAGCCCUUUAAAUUCCUACGUCAUUGCUUUUUCAAUUGGUGAAUUGUAUUUUGUUGCUUAGUUAUAAAUUUCUUGUUAUAUUAAUAUUGUGUUUUUAGAGGAAACAGUUCCUGGUAAACCCAGAUUUGACAGUAUAAAGCGGUUCCCCAGUGCCAUCUUGGUGAAAUGGCUUCCUCCAGAUAAUUCAGGCCUGAUAUGCGUUACUGGUUACAGCCUGGGAUGGGGCAAAAAUACACCAUACCAGGCUUCUUCAAAGCCUUUAAGUGGUGAUGAAACACAGUAUCUUAUCGACGAUUUGGGUAAGUGCUGUACAGGUGAUUCCUUUGGCUUGUAAUUAUUUCAUUUCCCCAUAGAUACAUACCAUCAGGGUGCAAAGAAAGUCAGUUUUACAGCUUGCUAUUGGCGCAAGCUGUAGCUAGCAUACACUAGCCCAAGAGUCACUUUGACAAGCAGGAUUUUAUGGAUUAAAAUUCUUCCAUAAUUUAAAUUCCCGCAAAAAAUUCACUCUUCUGUCGGGCAAGUUAAGAACACAAUUCACUAGCCAACUGAAAAAUCCAAUAACCCCGGGCUAGCUGAUACAGCUCUCUUUGCACACAGACCAUGCAGGGCUGUUCUUUAGCAGAGCCUGGUGACCCCUGGUGCCUAACUUUUGCUUUCAAACAAGUGGAAAAUCUUACUUUUUCAGACAAAUUGUAUGUAAUUGUGUUCAAUUUUUGUAGAGUACAGUCUUGACCAUGGCAGAAUUUCAGCAACACAUGGCAAAAGGAAAGAGAUAGUGGGGUAUCUUAACCAUUGAUUGUGUUUGGUUUUGUAGAACCUGAGCAGAAGUAUGUUAUUAAGUUGUAUGCAACCAACAGCAAUGGGAAUGGACUUGACAUCCAGAUGCAAGUACGAACCUUGGCUGGAUCAGGUAGAAUCAUAAUAUUGUUUUUACCAAGUCUUUCUCAGAAACGUAUUGCGAACCAGCCCCCCCAAAAUUUAGAGCAAUGUUUUUCUAUUAAAUUGAAAAGCUCAUGCUAAAAUUAGGGCUCAUUUUAGGCAAAAAAUUCAUGUUUCCACUUAGCAUACCAUAGUUUUUAACUGACCUCUUCCAUUGUACUUAAAAUGGAACCAGUGUGCUAAGUAGUCACUCCCUGGGGUUUUUAAUAAAAUUUUCACUUGUUAUGAGCAGUGUAACCUACUGUAUCAACUAUUGAGUUUCACAUGUCACCAGUAAAAUAAUAAAUAAAUAUUUUUUUUAUUGUAGGACAGCAAGAGCCUGUGAAAAACUUGAAGGCAAUCCCUCUGUCGUCAAAUGUUAUGUAUGUUUCAUGGAAAGACACAAAAGUUUCCACAUCUGUUCCAAUUGUAUAUCAUGUGUACCACUCUGUGCAUGGUCAACUGAAGUACUGUGGAAAUACAACAGAGAAGCACAUCAAGUGUAAUCGUUUGAAGCCUUUUAAGAAGUACAUGUUUUAUGUCAGGCGCAAUGAGGAAGGAUUUAAUGCUACUGUCAGCAAUUUCACCAUGGAAGACAGUAAGUGUACUUUAACCUGUCAGCUUGAUUAUAUACAGUGGAACCUCUAUUCAGGGGACACCUUCAGGACCAAAGCAAAUGUCCCCUGAAUAGAGGUUUCCCUUCAAUGGAGGUAACAAAUGCAAAGAUUAAGUGAACAUUUUUCCAGGACACAAUUUUUUGUCCCCUGUAAGGAGGUGUUCCUUGAUUAGAGAUGUCUCAAAGGAGAGGUUCCACUGUAUAAUAAAGAGCUUUCUAAAACCGGUUCCAUUACAUUGAACAAUGUUUAAAUAGUGUUCUAAGUACAUAAUAAUUGGCAUUUUGUAACUUAUCAAGUAACUUACAAAAUGACAACAGGCCACUUCCGAGUUCCAAAAACUUUCACUUUCAAAAUGAGGCUAGGUGCACAACCUUUCUUGUGAAAAUGAAGGGGGCGCGGUGGGGGAGGCUAACAAAAAAGGACUAAAAAGAGUGUUUCAAAACAAGCUACUUAUCAGUGUUGAUCAAAAUACUUUUUGAAUUUACUCACUUUUUUAAACUUCAAAGCGAAUUCAUUUUAUUACCAGCGAGAGAGGGGCUUGUAUUGGGGGUGGGGGGAGGGCUUUUAAUAAGAUUUAUUUUUUGAUUUACAGAUUCAUGGGCCCAUAACCGGGUGUGUCAGGGGGGGAAGGCUAUAAGCAGACAUUUAUGGUAUUAUAUGUUUAUCUAAAUAUGUAACCACGUAACUUUUGAUUUUCAAGAACCAGGUCCCCCUAUGCACCUCACAGGAAACCCAAAUGAAACAAACUUCACUCGUUUGACAUUAAACUGGCAGCCUCCCCGUGCGCUGAAUGGGCCUGUGCUUGAAUACCGGAUAUUUUACUCCAAAAAUAGUAGUGCUCCAGGUGAAAAAUGGAAAUCUGUAAAAGCUGAUGGAUCAUCCUUAACAAAGGAAAUAUCUGGUCUUAAGCCUGGAACAGCUUAUUUUUUUAAGAUGCAGGCACGCACAAAGAAAGGCUGGGGACCUAUGUCGAGUCCAAAGAAAUUCUCUACUCUGUCAAGUAAGUGUAGUGUUUGUAACUGUUCAAUCUUAGAGGCAAGAAGACAGUCUAAUACAUAUGUACAAAAUUGUCAACUUCUCAAUGCAGGUGAUUAUUAGGGUUGUGCUGUGGCAUUUACAAUCAAGUCAGGUCAAGCAAACCCCCCAAGAUGCCAUUAAUAAACUUAUUAGCAGUUGUAGAUUUCAGAUUCAUCUCUCAAUUCCUGAGUUAAUAGUAAAUUUCAGAUUAUGAAUUUCUACGAGAAGUUUCUUAAAUUUGAUGAAUAUAUCAAAAUGAGCAGUGUUUCAUGAAUUCACACGUGGGGUUGUUUUGUGAAUUUCGAGGUGUUUCAUCGAGAUCAUGUUUGUUUCUUCAAACAAAAUCAUUUUUGAAUGGAAAGUGUUUCAUCGAUUUCAAACACUAAUUUUAUUUCUAUUUUCUUAAUGAAUUUUUGAAUCUGAAACUUGAAUUUUAUCUAUUCAAAGAUUUUUAAUCUGACUGAAUACAGAGAAGUUGUCAUAAAAAAUUCACGGCAGCUCAUUAUGCAUGCAGAGAUGCACAUGAUUUGAAUUUGAUACUGGUUGUGGCAACAGCUAAAGGAUUCAACUUUCGAAUGAUAAAUUCAUUAAUGGGAUCUUAUCUAUGCUUGGCCUGGCUUGACCUGGCUUCACUGUAAUAAAAACUAUUAAAUGUCAAAUAUCAAAGUUAAUGUAGUAUUUUUUUUUCUUUGCUUUGUUCAAAAUUGAUAGCAACUAUGCCCUAUUUUCUUGUAUGUUAGCUCCAAUGCCAAGUAAAACAGUUACAGACACCUGUUAAUACUGACAACAGAUGCAUUUAGGAGACCAGGUUCAACGGCAAAUUCUUUGUUUACAUAGAUACAUACAUACAUACAUACGUUAUUAUUAUACAUCAGACUCACUAUGAAAAAUCUGAUUGGUCGAGAGCAUUCAAUCAAUUCACAAUAGCUUGUGAACUUGACAUGAUAAAUGCAAUAUCUGCUGCAGAUAUUGCAAAGCUGAAGUUUAGUGUUCUCCUCAGAAACAGAAUGGCUGAAUGUCUUCUUUUGCCAAUUGUUUAAAAAUGUAUAAUAAAAAAUUGAAUUCGGUUUACGCAUGAUAUCAUGAAUUAAAAUAUCUGCCUCAGCCUUCCUCGGAAACCUCGGUUUUGAUAAUUCAUGAUAUCAUGCUCAACCUCAUCCAAUAAUAAUAAAAAUUGUUUAUUAACGUGACUAACACUUAGCUAUAAAGCUAGUUUACAGGUCAGUCAUGAAAUGAAAAGAUAAAUAAACAAGCCUGGAAACUAUAGUAUAUGGAAAACUGCAUAAAAUUAUAGAACUAUUAAACUUAUAUACAAAGGGAUCUGGGUUAAAUUGCGAAAAAGGGUCUAUAAACUUGCAACUAUGUAAAAGUGUUUAAAAUGAUAUAGUAUAUGGAAAGUGCAUAAAAUUUUAAAACUAUAAUACUUAUAUAAUAAGAAAACUAAGUUAAAUUGCGAAUAAAGGACUAUAAACUUGCAAGGUCGAGCUCCUUCAGCCCACGUUUAAAACUCCGAUAGCUAUCCAUAUUUCUUAAAUUAUUACGAAUAGUGUUCCAUAGUCGGGCAGCCUGGUAUCUCCAUGACGUGAUCCCAUACUGUAGAAUUUACUUUAGGUAAUUUUAAAAUAGCAUCACCACAUAAAUUGUAAUUAGAAUUACGUGCCGUCAAUAACGCGGAAAUGAUAUAGGUGUGUUUCUAUUCCCAGUAUUGCUCCAAACACUGUAUUUGACAUUUUUGCAAGUCUUUGAUUUGCUAAUGUGCCAUAUCCAUUUUUAACAACUAGUGUCUCAUAAGUAGAGAUUUUGUCAUGGUAAACGAAGUGGAGUGCACUAUUGUUCAGUUUUUCGAGUUUUCCUGUUAAGCGAUUACUAUGGAAAUGCCAGACUCGGCACAAUAAUUAAAAUGUGGAGCAAUAAAUGCCCUAUAUAGCUUUUCCCGUAGCUUUAAAGGAAGCAACUUCUUCCUCCUUUUCAAAACAGCGAUUUGCUGGCACGCUUUGUGACAUAUUUCCCUAAUUUGACUUUCGAACUUCAAUUUAUUAUCGACCGUAACACCCAGAAGCUCUACCUCCUCUACCAGAGGGAUGCUUGUGUCUUCACACUUGAAAACAGGGUCUCGUGAUGUCUUUUUUUUAUGUGCCAUUUAAUAAUGAUCGUGUGUUCUUUCACAGGUUCUCCAGGAUCAAUAGUCACCAUAUCAACAGGUAAUCUCCCGAUUAAAUGUUCUAAAUUUUGCCAGUUCAAUUCAUCGUUUUGGUCUUUGUAGCAUUACAUUUGCAUUGCAGCUGGAGUCAUAAGACACCUAUGUCUCCAGAGAGCCUACUGAAUGUUGACUCGUCUUAUUUUACCUUAAAAUGUACAGAAUUAUUUUAAUAGAUUUAAGAAAAUAUGAACCUGUUUCAUAUCUUAGACUGAAGAAGUCCUUGCAGAGAAUUGCAGUUGUUUCGCCCGAAAGGCGAUUCGGCGUUCGCCAUGACAUCGGUCGAUUCGCCCGAUGAUAUACGACAUGGUGAACAUACCUUUCGAGAUGUUAUUUUAGUUACCCUUGGAUUCAACAUGUGCAGUCACUGUCUUUCCAUGCUUAUUCCCUUUUUUCAGGCUUAUAGAACGACAAAUACGCUUCGUGCGAAUCGACCUAGUCUGAGCAAACCGCUAUCGUGCGAACCAAUCUUUGAGCAAAACGACCUGAUACCCUUGUGCCUAACUGGCAAAUUUUAGACUAACAGGUUUUUGAAAAAUAGGUUACUUCUUGCGGGUACUUUCGCCCCAUGUAUGGAAAUUCAGAUGACCGAAUCUGGGAAUUUUUUGCUUGUGGGAUCUGGAAUCCAGGAGAUUUUUGCUUGCAGAAUCUAGAUCCUGGGCUUUGGAAUCCGCGAACAGCUCAAGGAAUCCGGAAUCCCACUAACGAUUGAAAUCCGGAUUCCAAGUUCCACUGACAAAGAAUCCAGAAUCUAGUGCCUAUAAUCCAGAAUCCAUGACUCUGGAAUCCCUUACAUAAGUAGCUUCCCCGCAGACGUCCUUUGGGGUUCGUUCGUCGAGAAAUGAAUGCGUGACAAACGAACCCCAAAGGACGUCUGCGGGGAGGCUAUUACAUAAGGCAAUUCCUUGUUUUCUUCCUCUGCAGGGUUGAGUUCACCUGCACCCACUGAAACCAAUGCCGCCGCAGCUCAGGCAGGAGCUGGAGGACUAAAGAACAAGACUCUUUGGAUUGUUAUAGCUGCUGUUGCCGGCAUUACACUCAUUGCCAUCAUUAUAAUCAGUGUUAUCCUUUGUAAGAAGAGGUCCGGAGAUGACAUACACAGGUCAGUCUUGAAUGAAGGCACUAACCUUUAGGUCAUAUCAAGCAGUGGCUAGAUCUUAUCUGCUUUGUUGCUGCCAUUUUUUUUAAUGUUUCUGGCAUUACAUUCAUUGCCAUCAUCAUAACCAGUGUUAUGCUGUGUAAGAAGAGAUCCGGAGAUAUCAUACUGUUUACACGGGUAACUAUUGAAUGAAGGCACUAACCUUUAGGUCAUAUCAAGCAGCGGCUACACCUCAUCUGCUUUAUUGCUGCCAUUUUUUUGUACUUGGUGAAAAGUAUAAAAGUCCAAGUUCAAAUGUUGGCAAACUUUCCAUAUACUGAACUUGAUACUUACUUAUAUUGGCCGACCCAAACGAUACAAGUUCGAUAGUUGAUUUAGACGGCAUUGAACUUUACAGUGGAACGUCGGUAUAACAAAGUCCUCGACAUAGCGAACGAUUUUCUUUACCCCAGUAAUAGUAAAAUAUAUAAAAGAGACCUCCAAUAUCAUAGCCAAACCACACUAUGUAGCGAACAAAUUCUGCCAGUCCCUUGGCACUUAGUUAUUUCAAUGUUUGACUGUAAGUCGGACUCAGUUCAUUAUCACGAUAUGCAAGUCAACGCCCCUGCCUUUUACCAUUUAUUUACAUAAUUUUACUUUUCAGCUGGUCGCGCGUGGCACUGAUGAAAGAGAGAAGACCGUUCGCGGUCUAUAUGCCAUUUAUCCCUUGCCCAAUCUGAAAUAUUGUUCAACAUUUCCUUGUCCUUUUAUAUAAAUUACAGGAAACCUCCAACCUACAAACAAGUCAUACAAGCGAAUGGCUCUGCAAAGAAGAAACACAAGGAAGAGAAACCGCCAGAUUUGUGGAUUAAUCACACAGAGAACCUCGAAAUGAAACCAGUAGAUUCUGUAAACCCUGCCCCUGACGUGUGUACCAAUACAACGGCACUGAUACCAAGGUUAGCACAACAGCCAUUGCUUCAUCUGAACUGACUGGAAAAUUACAAUAUGAAAGUUAAUUCAGCAGGUUUAGUUUGUUGUUCACCUCAACCUGUGUCAAAUCUUAAAGGGGUUAUAUCACCCUAUUUGCUAUCUUUUUAAGAAGCUCAAACCUGUCUUUGCGUCAAUCCACCGUACCUAAAAAGAUGGCGACUGGUACAUUUACCCACAGUUCUUAGCGCAUGAAAACCAUAAAAUUGCUCAUAAAAACGCACAGAAAAGCUUUAUAAACUUCAAACCUAGGAUAGGCAAUGUUGCUAUUACAGGGACGAAUUUCGUCCCCCCAAAAUAUGACUUUAUGUGUAAUUGGCCGUGUUAGGUUCGAAAGGAAUUGUGGUAAAAUGUACAGCCGCCAUCUUUUUCCGUACGGCGGAUUGAAGUCCAAAACUAAUGGCCCAGUUUUGUUAAUUAAGACAAUAUUAUGUGAAAUGAAUAUGACUUAUUAUGAUGUUUCGAAGCUAAUUAAAAAUCCUGUGAAUGUAAACUGUAUUUUGAUCAGCACUGUUAUAGCUUGUUUUAAUCGAUUUUUUUAAAUUCCGGUUGAAAAGCCCCCCUCGGAUAUAAACCCUUCCCUAUAUAAGCCCCCCUAAAACCCCUUACAGAGAUGAGUAAUCCCAUGUGUUAUAAGCGUUAGUUUACGUUAAAUGUAUUGUGCCUUCCUCUUCACGAUAGACUUUUAGUGAUAUAGGAAAGGCAUGAUCGCUCGCUAUACUUAUUCAUGGGAGAGUAAUUCCUGUGACUCAGCCCAAAAAGAGGUUAACCAUAGUAACAAUUGGUGUGGUAACCUGCGUGUUGCACCAAUUCGUAGAAGGUCACUUCAUGAGUGGAACCCCGCUCUGAGGACACCCGCUUCAUACGGACACCCUGAUAAUGUGGACACUAUGGCAUGUCCCUUUGGGCCCAUAUUAACCGGGUUUCACUGUACCCUGUUGCCAUGGUUUUCCACCAGGGUCAGAGCUCCUUUGCUUCAGAGUGCUAUAAGGAUACACACAAUUAAAAUUACUCUGGCGCAUUGGUUUGUGAAACUGACUGUGAGACAUUGUCUGUUAGGCGUUCUGAAGAAAUGAAGCCAGUGGAAGAUUCACCGCUUGACCACCUGCAUGUCGACAAUGAAAGAAGCUCAUUUUUGAACGGCAGUGAUGGUGAACCUGAAGACUUUGACGACCUUCCCCCUCCCCCUGUGUUCGACAGCAAAAGUGACCCCUACUUAGACUACCCUGAUGACAAUAGAACACCAACACCACCCCCCUCCCCAGGAGUGUCACCCUUCAAUCCACCGAGAUCAGUCACACCAGAAAAUGGUAAGUCACGAGGACGUGUUGCCUGGGUCGUAAUAUUUUUCAUCUCAUUUUCCACUUCUACAGGCCAUUGUUGCGAUUAUGCCAUUUAACCCUUUAAACCCUAAUAUCAAAAUCCAAAUUCUCGUUUGUUAUCCCUAUACAUUUUCAAUAGAAGUAGUUGGGAGAAUUUGUUGAAGUAUCAACUAGAUUCAUCUUGUAUGAUCAUGUCCUCAAUUCUCCUGACCACUGUGUUUUAUAAAGCAGUGAUAUUACAAGGAGAAAUUUGACGCUGAUCACUCUUAGGGCUUACCAUUUACAUGGGAAAACCGGAAAUCCCGGUUGGAAAAUCAAGUGGUUCGCGCCAUUCCGUUUGGGAUUCUUCAGAAAAUAUGGGCUGUGAUUUGAGGCGAAUCCAUUUUCCGCUCUUUUUAGUCUGCCAAGGUAUUUAUUCAACUAUUUACUUCAUUUUCUUUUCCAGUUAAAAGACCCAUGUAUCCUAUGACUAGUACGCCCAGGUAUCAAUUGAGUCUUCCUCGAACGGGCUCCUUUGAAAACAACACUCUUGAUGUGACGGAUCCUCGUCCGCCCAAGAGAUCAAGGUCUUACGAUCCAGACUUCGGGCCGCUCACUUCCAAGGUUUGUCGUUUUGCUUAUUUACCAACGUAGGUAAACCGGCUAACUAGAAUUGUUGGGUGAAAACUGUACAAGGUUUUGUGUACAAGUUGUUUACAUAGUAGUGAGUUUACCUUCAUUGCAAGGAUUUUCUUUUGCUGACCCCCCUUUCAAUGUGUCCAACAUUUCAACUGGCAUGAGUUUAAUUAUAUUUUUCCGUAAGUCAACUGAUAUUACCCUGCGUAUUGCCGCUCUCUCCCCGAUGUUACUGAACUUACGCAAGGGGAUGGCAGAAAGAAGAGGAUGGCAAAACAGAAGAGUUUGAAAAACGUGACAGGGUUAUUACUUGCGAUUUCUGUUGUGAUCUUCACUGUGGUCUUUGACAAAAUGAACUGUUUAAAGAGAGAUGAAGUUUGGUUGUAAAUUUUGUCAAACAAUUAUUGUCACGCUUGUCAUACUGACGAGGUUUGCCGUCUUCUUUCCUCUGCCGCAAUCCUAGUUGCGCAAGUUCACCCAGUUUGUUUGAGGGUCAAGGCGGCUGUACACAGUGUGAAUCUGUUGAGGGAUUCAAGCCCCUUUCACACAUAAUCCGGAUAUUUUUUUAAAACGGACAUUUUUCCUCUCCGUUUUCCCAAAAAUACGCGUCUACACUUAGUGUAUUCGAAUCGUUUUCCCCCGUCCAGACAAAAACACUAAAACGAUGGAAAUAGAUAGCAUCCCGCUCAGCGCCCAUGCGUAAUGCUGGUAAUAUACGAUGUAUAUACGAUGUAUGACAUCAUUGAAUUCGAAAACCUUCGUUUUCGUCCAUCCACAUGUAAACAAGAAGCAAGCGUUUUCUAAAAUUUCCACUCUGGAGAGCGUUUUUGAAAAGAUGUGUUUUCGGUAAUCGUUUUCACCGGAUACGUGUGGGCAGAAGGCCAAACCAAAGGAAAAUGUCUCCGUUUUCAAACAAAAACGGAUACGUGUGGACGGGGCAUCAUAGCAAAACCCAAUUUGUUCCUCAAACAGGUGCCUGUCUAUCCAGUGCCUUACCAGUCCCCAGUUCCUCCUUCUACGUCACCAAAACCCAAAUCACCAGUUGCUCCUGCAGACGACAUUCAGCUACCACCAAUCGGCUUCAACCGUAAAACGCAACCCAAUGGCUACUGGACACCUCCACCGAAAUAUGACGACAUAUUUGCUCGCCGCUCGAGACCUCCUUCCUCUCCGCAAAAGGUACCUAAAAAUAGUCUCGCCCAUUUGUUAUGUCUGUUAUGGUCAUUGAAGAAGCAUUAUUCAAGAACAUUUAUGUUAUGGUUAUCGUUAGAUUGAACCUCAUUAUUCAAGAACAUUUUUGGUAUUUAGGUUAACAGUGAUAUUUUAUGUUUAGAAAUUUGGACCUCAUGAAAUAUCACGAGAUUGCGAAAUAUCACGUACAAAAUGUAAAUUUGUUUGUACUACCAGAUGAUGUUUUUCAAAUUAAGCUGAAAUACCACUGCGCUUCAAAUUGCAGAAAUUUCUCAUGUAGUAGUUUAAGGUAAACAAUCCGGAUGAGUUUGUCAUGUCUCUUAUAGACAACAGUGAGUUUACGCAACAAGGCGAAAGAAGAGGACGGUAAAACGCUUGUGUAUGAUGAGAAACGUGACAGGGCUGUUACUUACGUGUUAUGUCGUGAUCCUCACUUUACAUUUUAAAAUGUUUUCUGGUCUUUACAAAAAGAAAGGAAAGUGAAGUUUGGCGUAAAGUUAUUUCAAGCAAAAUUAUUGUCACGGUUGUUACACAAGGCUUGCCGUCUUCUUUCCUCUCCCGUCCUGUUGCUUACUUUCAUAAUAUACAGCUAUUUCGAGAAAGGUUGUCGGAAAAACUGUGCACUCGGCAAUCCCGAAAGGUAAUAUGGGAUAUGAUCAGUGCACUUUUCCUGACACUGUUCCUGUCGAAUCUACUUUUGUUGCUUUCCUGUAGCACUUGCAAACAUACGUCCAUGGCUUCUCGUGCAAUUCUUUGAAAUUUCUUUGAAAAACAGUGAACUCCAAAUCACCCACAAUACCCUUCGAGAUUGUGGCUUGCACUUUUUCCGACAACCUUUCUUGAAAUAGCUGUAUGUGGUAAUUCGCUAAUUUAGAAACUUGAGCCGAUUUCCGUCUCGCAUUUGUUUCCGGCAUCGUUACUGAGGACGCGCCGGUCAGCUGGUGGCGAUUUUGUUUUCUUGUCCCUGGGGGCUAAAUGGAAAACAAAAAAUUGGAGCAAGUAAUAUUCCCAGAAGUCUUUGCGAAAGUUAACUCGCUAAGUUUCCUUCACGCGUCUAAAGUGACGAAUAAACGUGAGGGAAAAGGGGGUCAUAACGAGUAAGCUCCAAAUGCAAAGUCUUGCUCGUAUUUGAAUCUCAAAGGUCCCUAUUAUUAAGGUCGUUAGCGAAAGUUUUUCAGCGAUAUCCAGACAGCGCGAAAUGGGUCAAGAGUACAAGAUACGGUAAAAUGCGCAAUCGAAUGCUUGAAGUAGCUUGUUAAAGAGUAAUUCUUGCAGAAAUUAACCCUUUAAGCCCUAAGAGUGAUCAGCAUCAAAUUUCUCCUUGUAAUAGCAAUGCUUUGUUAGACAGAGUGGUCAUUAGAAUUACGGACAUGAUCACACAAGAUGUAUUUGUUUGAUAUUUUAUCAACUUCUCCCCACUACGUCUGCUGGAAAUGAAUAGGGGCAACAAAUGAGAAUUCAAAUUUUGAUCUUAGGGUUUUAAUGUUGUGAUAUUAACAGGGACCUGCCGCCUGCUAACUCCCUUUCAUAGUGUAGUGAUUUCUUUUGUGUUCUCUUAACGAAGUAUUUGUGAGUCCGAGAAGUACGAAGAUGUCGGGGUAUAUGGUGUUGAAUUCAUUUCAGUUUUGUAUUGUUAACCGUUUCUUACUGUGUAUUGGUUGUGCUAGGAUGCGGUUGUAGCAGACCUUGAUAAAGAAAUAGCAGGACUUGAGGGUUUGAUGAGAGACUUGAACGAGAUCACUGCUGGCGACUAUAUAAUCUAA